CUCAGAGUUGGAAUUAGCAUUAGCGUUUAGCUCAUGCACAACAACUCUGUAGCUUUUCAUUACUGUAAACGUCGGACUACCGCAAAUUAAUUCACGCUGGUUUUAAAUCGCGUGCGUGAAUUAAAGACUUUUGUCUCAGUGUGUGAGUUUUCUGCGUGUUGUCACGUGACCCCACAUGUUUCUAACGUGACUAAUGCUAACCUGUUAGCACCUAAUGCUGUUUGAGAGGUUAAAGGUUAUUUGUGUACAGGACGUUUAUCAGGUAAAAUCAGAUGAAUAAUCAGCAGAAAGAUGAUUUUUCUAAGUGCUAAAACACAACAGCUGCUCAGAAGAGUCUGCAGUUCCUCAGCAGCAGUUCGAUGGCGAUCAGCUCAGCUCAGACUCUUCUGCAGCUCUUCACCAGACGACCAGGAAAAGCCUCCACCGUCGAUUCUGCGUCACCUGACGUCCAAAAUAAAAGCCACAGGUCCGAUUUCGGUGGCCGAGUACAUGAGGGAGGUGCUGACCAACCCUGUGACGGGUUAUUACGUGAAGAACAACAUGCUGGGACCAGACGGAGACUUUAUCACGUCACCAGAGAUCAGCCAGAUUUUUGGAGAACUGCUGGGCGUGUGGGUCAUCAGUGAGUGGAUGGGAGCGGGUCGACCCAAGCAGCUGCAGCUCGUCGAGCUCGGACCUGGGAAAGGAUCGUUGGCCUGUGACAUGAUCAGAGUGUUCAGUCAGCUGAGGUCAGUGCUGGGUGACGCCUCCGUCUCCCUCCACCUGGUCGAGGUGAGUCCGACUCUGAGUCGACUUCAGGCCGAGAAUCUGACUGGGACCAGCAGCCGGGAGGCGGACGCCGAGGACGAGCCGGUUUACCGCAGCGGGGAAACUGCGGCCGGACUCCCAGUGUCAUGGUACCGCCGGUUAGACGACGUCCCCGCAGGUUUCAGCGUCUUCCUCGCUCACGAGUUCUUCGACGCUCUGCCCGUCCACAAGUUUCAGAGGACAGAGAAAGGCUGGAGGGAGGUGAUGGUCGACAUCGACCCAGAGAAGCCGGAGCAGCUGAGGUUCGUCAUCGCGCCGUCGCCGACGCUCGCCUCGUCCACACUCGUCCACGCAGACGAAAGGCGGGACCACGUGGAGGUGUGUGCAGAGGGCGGGGUCAUUGUCCAGCAGCUGGUGCGGCGGAUCGUAGAAGGUGGCGGCGCGGCACUGAUCGCAGACUAUGGCCACGACGGAACCAAGACGGAUACGUUCAGGGGGUUCAAAGGUCACCAGCUCCACGACGUCCUGACCUCGCCCGGCUCAGCCGACCUCACCGCGGACGUGGACUUCAGCUUCCUGCGGAGGAUGGCUGGAGAGGGCGUGGCCUGUCUGGGGCCCGUCACUCAGAGGACGUUCCUGAAAAACAUGGGCAUCGAUGCACGACUGCAGGUUCUGCUGAGGAACUGCAGCGACGCUUCCACCAGGAAGCAGCUGAUCAGCAGUUACGACAUGCUGACUAACUCCGCCCACAUGGGCGAGCGCUUCCACUUCCUGGGCCUCCUGCACCGCAGUCGCUUCACCAAAUCGGAGAAAGUGUCGGGACUGAAGCUGGAGAAGAAGAGUCCGCUGCAGCUGCCGGUGGCCGGAUUCACCGAGCUCAACUUCUCCUGAAGGAACUUCAGAGAAUUUCAGAAACAUGUCGUCGUUAGUGAAGUCUGCUCUGUGAGCGCCCUCUGCUGUUCAGCCAUGUAACAACAGACUCACCUAGAGAAAUCUCACUCAAGCCCAUAGAGAAAAUCAGUGAUUUUAGCUCACGGGGACACAGGAGCUGCUGGUCCUCUGCUGCCUCAUGUGGUCACUUUGUGUCACUGAGGUCAAUCAUAAUGAGGGAUUUAAAAUGCCGACGUGACAAAAUAAGACAUUUGAAGUGAGUGAUGGAGGCAGCAGUGGAUCAACAACUCCUGUGUGUGUGAUGUUAAAAUCACUGGUUUUCUCUAUGGGCUUUGGUGUGGGAGAGUGAGUGGUUUAUAAAAGUCUGUCUCACAGUGAGAUAAAGACGUGAACGUGUUCUGAAGACAUCGUAGACUUACACUGACACAGAGUUGAACGUACAGUGUUCGUACAAAUGGACAAUGUCCCUCAUUUGUGGAACAACAGUCCUUGUCCAACUUCACUUAUUUGAAAUUGAAAUCCUGAUGUUGAA
Messenger RNA from Solea senegalensis (Senegalese sole), 2170 nucleotides. It is a transcript of the gene ndufaf7, whose product is annotated as NADH:ubiquinone oxidoreductase complex assembly factor 7. The coding region runs from base 292 to 1638 and encodes 448 amino acids. Gene Ontology annotation, biological process: mitochondrial respiratory chain complex I assembly. The record is from RefSeq and is a predicted model, not a curated record. Gene Ontology annotation, cellular component: mitochondrion. Gene Ontology annotation, molecular function: protein-arginine omega-N symmetric methyltransferase activity. The transcript has 10 exons. NCBI's taxonomy places the organism in Eukaryota, Metazoa, Chordata, Actinopteri, Pleuronectiformes, Soleidae.